AUGCGGAAAGGAGAAAGCGAUGGGGUGCUGGGGGAAAGAUAUGGGGUAAGUGUGUUCUGUGGGGGGGGGCCGCAAAACUUUUGAUGUGUUGGGGGUGUGCGUCCGGGGUUGUGUGGUGGGUGUUGGUUUGGGGUGUGUGGUUUUCUUAGCGUGUGAGGGCGAGAGCUGUCACACAGUGUGUGUUUACUAUGGCCCAGUCAUUGGGUCUGACUGAGAGGUUUAGCUAUAUCCACUUGCCUGCCUAUAAUCUUACUCUGAAGACGUGUCCCAAAAGGCACCCUAUCGGCCCUGGUCCAAAGUAGUGCGCUAUAUAGGGAAUAGGGUGCCAUUUGGGACACAUGGUAAGACCGCUGGCAGAUCCAUCCAUCCCUAGGCCUGAGGUUGGUAGGUAGCAUCUCAGUGAAAUAGAUCUGAAGAGUUUAAUAACUUAGAUAUACAUCUAUAUAGCUACUGAUUUAACUUUUUACAACUUCACUCAUUGUCUCUUUAUGUUAUGUUCGUCACUCUCAAAGCUGUCAUCAGAAUACUCUUGGGCCAAGCAAGCACUCCUUGAGUUACGUUCUACCACUACUGACCAAAUUAACACUUAAUUUAUUUAAUAUGUGAAACUUUUUCUUUCAUUGUGUUUCCUCUGUCACUCUCUCUCUCACUCUCACUCUCUCUCUCUCUCUCUCUCACUCUCACUCUCUCUCUCUCUCUCUCUCUCUCUCUCUCUGUAGUUGCCGUCGGAGACAGCGUCGUUAGAUACAGAGUUUCCCAUGGCGACAGUGGAGCUCCUCCCCCGGCUGUGUCACAUGGUGAAGGGGGAGCAGGGAUACGGGUUCAACCUGCACAGUGACAAGACGCGGCGAGGACAGUUCAUACGCAGCGUGGACCCCGGGUCCCCCGCCCAACACGCAGACCUCAGACCUGGGGACAGGCUGGUGGAGGUAGGGUCAGAGAGAGAGAGAGAGAGAGAGGGAAGAGAGAGAGAGAGAGAGAGAGAGAGAGAGAGACGAGGAGAGAGAGAGAGAGAGAGAGAGAGAGAGAGAGGAGAGAGAGAGGAGAGAGAGGAGAGAGAGAGAGAGAGAGAGAGAGAGAGAGAGAGAGAGAGAGAGAGAGAGAGAGAGAGAGAGAGAGAGAGAGAGAAAGAGAGAGAGAGAGAGAGACAGUCAGUCAUCCUUUGACCUUUGACAUGUGUGCUGGUGAGCGUGACAGUCUGUGUGUUCGUGUGUGUGUGUUACCUCAGAUACACACACACGGAUGAGAUUAGCUUAAAUAAGAGCUGAUUACAUGGACCUUGGCAGGUUAGCCUGUAGGGUUAGUGUGGGAGGGAGAGAUGGAGGGAGGGAUGGAGGUAGGAGGAAGAAUGGAAGAAGAGUGGGGGUGCAUUUGCGUGUGUGUGUGAGAUUCAGGACACAGUAGGAGUGUGUAGGAUGAGAGAGAGAGAUAUGCAAAAUAAAAGUUGCCACGGAGCUUAACAAAUCAGAUCACAGAUCACUGACUUCUCUCUCUCUCUUACAUCCCAGUCACAGGGGCUGGAGUCAUGAGCCACCUGCUGGACAGAUUGUGUAACUGCAGCUUUGUUAUUAAAGAGGAGCUGUCGCUAAUCAUAUACACUACCGGUCAAAAGUUUUAGAACACCUACUCAUUCAAGGGUUUUCUUUAUUUUUACUAUUUUCUACAUCAAAACUAUGAAAUAACACAUAUGGAAUCAUGUAGUAACCAAAAAAGUGUUAUAUAUUUUAUAUUUGAGAUUCUUCAAAUAGCCACCCUUUGCCUUGAUGACAGCUUUGCACACUCUUGGCAUUCUCUCAACCAACUUCACCUGGAAUGCUUUUCCAACAGUCUUGAAGGCGUAAAAUAGCCCUUACACAGCCUGGAGGUGUGUUGGGUCAUUGUCCUGUUGAAAAACAAAACAAAUGAUAGUCCCACUAAGCCCAAACCAGAUGGGAUGGCAUAUCGUUGCAGAAUGCUGUGGUAGCCAUGCUGGUUAAGUGUGCCUUGAAUUCUAAAUAAAUCACAGACAGUGUCACCAGCAAAGCACCCCCACACCAUACACCUCCUCCUCCAUGCUUUACGGUGGGAAAUACACACGCGGAGAUCAUCCGUUCACCCACCGCGUCUCACAAAGUCCAAUUUGGACUCCAAACCAAAGGACAGAUUUCCACCUGUCUAAUGUCCAUUGCUCGUGUUUCUUGGCCCAAGCAAGAAUCUUAUUCGUAUUGGUGUCCUUUAGUAGUGGUAUCUUCUCAGCAAUUCGACCAUGAAGGCCUGAUUCACACAGUCUCCUCUGAACAGUUGAUGUUGAGAUGUUUCUGUUACUUGAACUCUGUGAAGCAUUUAUUUGGGCUGCAAUUUCUGAGACUGGUAACUCUAAAUGAACAUAUCCUCUGCAGCAGAGGUAACUCUGGUUCUUCCAUUCCUGUGGCGGUCCUCAUGAGAGCCAGUUUCAUCAUAGCGAUUGAUGGUUUUUGCGACUGCACUUGACGAAACCUUCAAAGUUAUUCACAUUUCCGUAUUCAUGUCUUAAAGUAAUGAUGGACUGUCGUCUCUCUUUGCUUAUUUGAGCUGUUCUUGCCAUAAUAUGGACUUGGUCUUUUACCAAAUAGGGCUAUCUUCUGUAUAACCCCCCAAGCUUGUCACAACACAACUGAUUGGCUCAAACGCAUUAAGAAGGAAAGAAAUUCGACAAAUUAACUUUUAAGAAGGCACACCUGUUAAUUGAAAUGCAUUCCAGGUGAGUACCUCAUGAAGCUGGUUGAGAGAAUGCCAAGAGUGUGCAAAGCUGUCAUCAAGGCAAAGGGUGGCUAUUAUAAAAUAUAUUUUGAUUUGUUUUAACACUUUUGUGGUUACUACAUGAUUCCAUAUGUGUUAUUUCAUAGUUUUGAUGUCUUCACUAUUAUUCUACAAUGUAGAAAAUAGUAAAAAAUAAAGAAAAACCCUUGAAUGAGUAGGUGUUCUAAAACUUUUGACCGGUAGUGUACAUAUAUUGCAAUACAGCAAGUAUUUUCAAAUCCAGUUUAAAAUCAGUCGUAGCUUUAUAAAUCUGAGAUUAGGGAUACCUGACAGAGAUUCAUGCAGUUCAGGUAAGAACAAGUUAAGAACAAAUUGUUAUUUCCAAUGACUACCUGUAAAACUACUCCUCUCCUCCCCAGGUAAAUGGAGGCAAAUGGUUGAUGCAACUAUAUAAACUCUAUCCGCAUUUUAAAUGUAGCUAAUAACAUUCAUCCAUCCAUUUCAUUCAUUUGUUUAUUCAUCCACUCAUUAAUUCAUUUAUCCUCGUCUGCUCUCCCCCAGGUGAAUGGAGUGAACAUCGAGGCGUUGAGACACUCUGAGGUGGUGUCGUUUAUACGUGGCGGGGGAGACGAGACACGCCUCCUGGUGGUCGACGCGGAAACAGACGAGCUGUUCAAGAGGCUUGGGGUCACGCUCACCAGCACACAUGUCAAAGGUCAAAGGAUGACUGUCUCUCUCUCUCUCUCUCUCUCUGUAUCUCUCUCUCUCUCUCUCUCUCUCUCUCUCUGUAUAUCUCUGUAUCUCUCUCUCUCUAUCUCUCACUCUCUCUCUCUCUCUGUAUAUCUCUCUCUCGCUCUCUCUCUCUCUGUAUAUCUCUCUAUCUCUCUCUCUAUAUAUAUCUCUCUCUGUAUCUCUCUCUCUGUGUGUAUCUCUCUCUCUCUCUCUGUAUCUAUCUCUCUCUCUCUGUAUCUCUCUCUCUCUGUAUCUCUCUCUCUCUGUAUCUCUCUCUCUGUAUCUCUCUCUCUCUGUAUAUCUCUCUCUCUGUAUCUCUCUCUCUCUCUCUGUAUCUCUGUAUCUCUCUCUCUCUCUUUCUCUGUAUAUCUCUCUCUAUAUAUAUAUAUCUCUCUCUCUGUAUCUCUCUCUCUGUGUCUCUCUCUCUCUCUCUGUAUAUCUCUCUCUGUAUCUCUCUCUCUCUGUAUCUCUCUCUCUCUCUCUCUCUCUGUAUAUCUCUGUAUCUUUUUAAGGGCAGAAAUCCACACACGACUCAUAUUUGCAUCUAAACCAUUAAUGGCCACAAACAUAUUUACAUUUGAAGGAUUCAUCUGGAAGGAUUUAGUCAAGUUGCUCAUGUGGUUUGUUUCUGUGUUCCAGAGGUCUAUGUGGACGAGCCAAUGACAGACAGUGCCCCGCCCACCCCCUCUUCAACCACUGACCUCCCUCCAAUGGAUCCACCAAUCAUCAACGUCACCCUGAUGGGCUCACCAAUCACAAACAGCUCGCCCAAUUCACAGACCAAUGGGAGCUCAGCAUCCCAGUCCUCACGUGGCUCGACUACCCAAACAGAAUUCAGCAGCUCAGAUAUGAGCAUUCAGGUGUGUGUGUAGAUAAAUACUGUAGCUAGUUUAUGGUUUGUUGUACGUAAUAUGUAACAUGUAUGUAAUAUGUGCAGGCCUGCGUUCAAAUACUAUUUCAAAUAUCGCAGUUACUUUCACAUACAUUCAAACUAAGUAUUCAGAUAUAUUUUAUUUGAAAAGACAAGUAGUUUAAUAUUUUGUAUGUAUUUUGGAAAUACACUUGGAAAGUAUUUGAAAAUACUCAAAUACACUGUCUCAAAUACACUCCCAUGCAUUUAACUCAGGUAUUUGAAAAUACUCUCAAAUACAAUUUGGUAGACUAUUUGGUUUUUAUAAAUAACCAUUAAAAUACUCAAAUAAAAUACUUGUUUUGGGCUGUGUAUUUUAAAACACUCAAAUUCACAGAAAAAAGUUUUUUAAAUACCAGAUACUCAAAUACACAUGUAUUUGAACCCAGGUCUGAAUACGUGUGUGUAUGCAUGCCUGCGUACGUGUAUCUCUCUAGGUCCCUGAGGAUUAUGAGCGGCGUGUUUCGGACCCGUUCCUGGACAGCGGACUGCAUCUGAGCCCCACGGCAGCCGAGGCCAAAGAGAGGGCCCAACACUCCAAGAAGAGAGCGCCCCCUAUGAACUGGAGCAAGAAACAGGAGAUCUUCAGCAACUUCUGA
Coregonus sp. 'balchen' is the source of this 4959-nucleotide messenger RNA. The record is from the annotation of a GenBank genome assembly. Lineage: Eukaryota; Metazoa; Chordata; Actinopteri; Salmoniformes; Salmonidae.